AUGCCAAAAGACAAAGACCGCACCGUUAACCCCGCCCUAGCACAGCGCAAACUCGAGAAACAAAAAACACUCAAGAAAAGCAAAUCCGAGGCGCUGGCCCGCCGAAACGAGAAACUCGCACGACGUAACCCGGAGCGCAUCCAACGACAAAUCAACGACAUAAAGUCACUAGAAGAGUCUGGCCAACAGCUACGACCACGCGAGAAAGAACUCCUGGAGGCUCUGGAGCGGGAUCUGCGCGCCGUACAGAAGGCCCGAGAAGCGCUGGGUGACAAGGCACCGAAGUUCGAGGGCUCCGGACCGGGACCGGGACGACGGGGAGGGUUCCACGGCGACUACCAGAGAGGAGGUGGAGACGGGGGUGUACUAGGGAAGAGACGGAGGGAUGGAGGACGGGACAGUGAGAGCAGUGAGACAGAUGAGGAGGUGAGGAGGAUCCCUAUGCCGCGGGAUACGCCGCCGCCUAUCCCUCGACAGUAUCAAAAAAGAAGACACGGGGAUGCAGCUGGCGCUGGCGGUGCUCGUGGGCCGCAUGCUCUUCCGGCGAAACCAGCUGUGGUGGAGUCUAAGACAGUGUACGAGGCGAAGCCAGAGAUUAAGGAUCUACGACAGGAGGCCGUCAAUAAAUUCAUUCCGGCAGCCGUGAGGGCCAAACAGGAAGCUAUCCGAGGCCAAGGAAAGCUAUUGGAGCCGGAGGAAAUGGAUAAGCUGGAGAAAGCAGGUUAUAAUGCGGGCCCAGCACAUAAAAUAGAAAACCAAGUCACGAGUCAGGAUGGUGCCGAUGAUGAUGAUAACCAGCAACGGUUAUUAGAGGAGGAAAAGCGCUUCAACCAGGAAUUGAGGUCGGUGCAGAUUGAAGAGGUUGAAGACGAAGAGGCGUAA
This is a messenger RNA of Aspergillus tanneri, 882 nucleotides long. RefSeq names its product WW domain binding protein 11. The transcript has a single exon. Gene Ontology annotation, biological process: RNA processing. Bases 1 to 882 code for a protein of 293 amino acids. The record is from RefSeq and is a predicted model, not a curated record. Lineage: Eukaryota; Fungi; Ascomycota; Eurotiomycetes; Eurotiales; Aspergillaceae.